This is a messenger RNA of Punctularia strigosozonata HHB-11173 SS5, 1559 nucleotides long. RefSeq lists its product as uncharacterized. The record is from RefSeq and is a predicted model, not a curated record. The transcript is spliced from 2 exons. The coding region runs from base 463 to 1233 and encodes 256 amino acids. NCBI's taxonomy places the organism in Eukaryota, Fungi, Basidiomycota, Agaricomycetes, Corticiales, Punctulariaceae.
GCAGGUCAUCCUCUGGAUUGUUCAACAUCGUACUACGGGCACAUCCGAUACCGGGUAUGCCAUCCCUAUGACCAUUGCUGUAGUCCAUGGGCCUCAGCAAGAACAUUUGGCGCAGCUUGGGAUCGGCAAAGGCAGCAGGCAAGAGGACACCGAAAAACGCAACAUGCGUAUGCUUCGCCUUAGAGGGGCCGGGUCUGAAUGGAAGCGCCGUAGCCAUCACCGUACGGUCUCGCACGCGGCGCUAGCGCGCAGGAUCUUGCUAUAACGGGAUGACAGCCGCCAUUACGAACGUCGUGGCCACGCGACUCUGCAUCGGAUUCGUCCACAUCCGACCAGGCGUGCAUCGGGCACGCAUCGGGGCAUGACUUUGACGGCCUGAACGACGGACAAGGGCUGUUCCCGAGCCCCCAUAUGUAAGGACGUCGCCGCGUUCAGUCACCUCAAGAUCACUCGCCUUCCACCAUGCCAGUCCUCGGCCCCAUCGCCGCCAUCCGCCUCCUGUUGGCAUAUGCAGUCGCCAACUUUUCCCUCUAUUCGCUGCUGUCGACAUCAUGGACCAGGCUUCUUGCUUCCCUUGGACCCUUCCGAAAUAACUCCGCCCUGGAGCCCAGCUGUCCUUACUGCGACCCUCCCUCGUACCGUGGAUGCCGUCUAUCGCACCACUCUGGGGUAGCUGCUUCUCUCCAGGUCGAAACGAUGUCCCCUGAAGACAUCGAUAUACCCCGCACAUCGUCACCGGUCGAAACCUCCAAUCCUUCCGACAUCAACCCGUAUACAGAUGUUCCCCCGCCGCUACCUCAACCGGACUACCCCCUUACGCCGCUCACCCUGGGCGACGGCUCAACGCUCUUCGUGCCGUCCACGACCACCAGCCCAGAGAUUUCCCAAUCCGUCCAUGACGCAUCGCCACCGGCGCGGUACAAGCCGCACCUGGAGAUCGACGACUCGCACUCUGCGGCGGACAACACAAGGCCGCAGAAACGCUACCUUCUGGCUUUCGGGUUGCCCGACGUGGAGAUGCCCGUUGCGUUGAGCUCAACCCACCCAGCGCCACACGUACCCGGCUCGGCGGAGGUUCCCGGGGCGCAGCAAUCCCCCACGACUCGAAGAUCGGGGCGCCGAUCAUCUCUACGGGAGAGGAUGGGAGGCAAGGUGGAUGGCUUAUUCAUUCGCACCGAUACGUGGCGGUCGAAAAGCUCGCUGGCUGUGUUAUCUGACGAGCAGGAGGGUUGAGCGAUGGAGGACUGCACGCAGUUGCGAUGGCGACCCGUUUUUGCCUUCUUGUCCAGGGGACAGCCCGACGUUCGGUGUGCCAAUACUACAGUGUUCCUAAUAUGGACUAUACGGACACAAUACUCAUGAUGAUUGCUGUGCGCUAUCGAACGCGGCCCUCUGUUGCUAUCGAAUGCACGAACAAAGCUAUCGACGCGCAUUGUGGCACCUCUUGAACGUAUAAAAGGACUGCUAACCUCUCGGUUGCCUGUACAUAAUCCACAGUUGGCUCAACACCCAUACCGACACUCGCGAUAUUUCCAGCGAAAUGACAAACAACUUUGAAC